Molecule: messenger RNA, 1138 nt
Organism: Etheostoma spectabile (orangethroat darter)
Lineage: Eukaryota; Metazoa; Chordata; Actinopteri; Perciformes; Percidae
Product: myelin and lymphocyte protein
Exons: 4
Coding region: 166-621 (151 amino acids)
Biological process (GO): myelination
Cellular component (GO): membrane
Molecular function (GO): structural constituent of myelin sheath
Source: RefSeq, a predicted model, not a curated record
UCAAACUGGUAGUUUCGCCCUGUAGAAUGGAGGAGUAGGUGAGAAGACUUAAAGGGAGGUGUGUUAGGGGGAAGGGGGGAGAUAGAUAGCCUUUAAAAAGCAGAUCAAAACAGGUGACACAUCUCAUUCUAGAGGAAAUCACACAGUGUUUGGAGGGUUUGGAUCAUGGCUUCCACCAUGUCGAAUGAUUUUUUGCCCACAGGUGGCAGGAUCUUUACUUCCAUUCCUGACCUGUUUUUCAUCCCUGAAUUUGUGUUCGGGGGUUUGGUGUGGAUGCUGUUGGCAUCGGCUGAGCUCAUCUAUUUUCCCAACCCUCUGAGUUGGGUGAUGUUCGUGUCUCUCUUCUGCUUCAUAGUGACGACACUCUGGUUCUUCAUCUUCCUCUGCGGAGCCAAUCAGAGCAGCAUCUGGCCCCCCCUGGAUGUGGGUUAUCAUUUUGUAGCGGUGGUUUUCUACCUCAGUGCGUCAGUGAUUCUGGCUUACAUCACCUUAUUGAGAGGAGUGAUUGGUGAUCUAAAAAUAUACCGGCUGGACAUUGCUGCAGUGGUGAUGUCUUAUGUGGCCACUCUUCUCUACUUCCUGCAUGCCAUUUUCUCUGCCAUCCGAUGGAAGAGGUCCUAAUAAGUCAAAACACAAACCAAGAACAAUACGACCAAAAUACGUAGAAACCAAUAACCAGCUGACUUGUCUUUUGACUAAACGUUCUUUUUAUUUCUGUCAGCAAGAGUAACUUGCUUAUUAAAAUUGUUGCCAAAGUGAGUGAAUGAGUGAAAACAAAAGGAAGGUAUUGAUAAAUGUUACUUAUUGUUGGUGGCCUUACUGUACAGGUAAAAAUCCCAUACCAUGUAAACAUGUAUUACAGAUGAAUAAUGAAUGCUAGGAGUUUGCCUCCAGCUUGCAGUGAACACUUUUACAAAUGAAAGUGACAUUAAAGCAUUUCACUGGAAAGUGUAGAAGACAUGUAGUAGUAGAGCUUAGCAUUAGUAUCGCACAGUACUUUCAAAUUGCUAAUAAAUCCUCAGAGGCAUUUAAAAUCUGACAGUUAUUUAAAAGAUUUGUUUCCUUGCAUGUUUUCUCUAUGUUUACAAUGAACAAAAUAUAAAUGCAUAACUUGGAUAAACAACUCCCCUUGACAAGU